Ooceraea biroi (clonal raider ant) is the source of this 2230-nucleotide messenger RNA. Its product is annotated as U3 small nucleolar RNA-associated protein 18 homolog. The record is from RefSeq and is a predicted model, not a curated record. Gene Ontology annotation, cellular component: Pwp2p-containing subcomplex of 90S preribosome; small-subunit processome. Gene Ontology annotation, molecular function: protein binding. Gene Ontology annotation, biological process: rRNA processing. NCBI's taxonomy places the organism in Eukaryota, Metazoa, Arthropoda, Insecta, Hymenoptera, Formicidae.
UAAAAGUUUGGAUUUCUUAAAUGUUUAUUAUCUUGUAAAAAUGAAAGAGAAAAAGCAAAAGAAAAUGAGUGAAAAAGAGGAAAAGAAGAUUGCGCGAAGGAAAGGUUUCAAGCACAGAAGGAACGAUGGUGAAACUAAGGCUAAGAAAUAUGCAAGUGCAAAACCAGUUUUAUACAAUCAAAAAUUCUCAACACCUUUGAGACGGAAACGUCGAAAUAAAUAUGACGCUGCUGAAGAAGCCAGAUUGGAGAAAAUAGUUUUUGGCGAUCCAAGCGACAUCAUAAAUAAUUUAUCAGACAAUGAAUCUGCAACCGAAGACAAAUUUGUUGACGGUGAGACCAUAGGUGACAAUAAAGAUGAGAGUAAAUCAGAGAAAGAUGUUGCAGAUGAACCGGAUCAAAAGAAAGCAGCUUGGGUAGACGACGACGAUGGUGCAUAUACUGUGAACGCAGCUCUGGAUGCACAGAAUCGCAAAUUAACUGUCGCGAGGCCGGAAAAAUUGUAUGCGACGUACUUGGAGAACAGAUACAAGCUGUUUGUGGGUACUCCAAAGUGGGCCGAGCUCGACAAGAAGGAUAACACCGAUGAUCUAGAUAACGAUAUUUUGAAGCAUAGUUGCCACUUGGAGGCACCUAAGGUGAAGAAUCUGCCGAAGAACGUCGUCGAUGUCAAGGCGCUCAAAGCCUUAAAUAAGAGCGCGCAUGUGGAGGGUCCUGUUACGAGCGUAGAAUUCCACCCGUCUUCUACGGUAGCGCUAGUUGCUGGUGCAUCGGGUGUUUUCUCGCUGUUUCAGGUGGAUGGUCAUACAAACGGUAAACUGCAUAGCAUGCAAUUUCAAAAGUACCCGAUCAGUAAGGCAGUGUUCAUGAAGGAGGGAUCCGAGGUCCUGUUUGGCUCCCAAUUCUAUCCGUAUUGCCACACUUACAAUCUGAUGAACGACAAGACGUAUAAAAUACCUUUGCCGCAUGGGAUUACGAACAUGAAGCAAUACGAGGUAUCGCCCGAUGGCAAAUUAAUCGCGUUGUGUGGAAGACGUGGCGAGAUAUAUUUGCUGCACAGUGCCACUAAGGAGCUCGUCCACACGUUCAAGAUGAACUCGAAGUGCAGGACAUUAGCGUUCACGCCGAACAGCAGAACGCUCAUCACGCACGGUGACGGCAGUGAGAUGUAUGUGUGGGACCUCAACACUCGCACGUGCGUGAACCGUGCUCUGGACAACGGGUGCUUGACCUGCAUGUCGCUCGCCGUGUCACCGAGCGGCCAGUUCGUGGCCACGGGCAGCAGGGAGGGUGUGGUCAACCUCUAUAAAACGGACACGGUGAUGGGGAACCGGGCGCCCGAACCGUUGAAGAUCAUGACGAAUCUCGUGACUAGCAUCACGAGCUUGAGGUUCAAUCCGACGUCGGAGAUACUGAGCGCGGCGUCCGUCGACAAGCACAAUGCAUUCAGGAUGCUGCACCUACCGUCGUUCACCGUGUUCUCCAACUUCCCGACGUUGCAAACUAACAUAGGCACGCCGCAGACGAUCAGCUUCUCCCCCGGCAGCGGCUACCUCAGCAUAUCGAACAGAACGGGUUCCGCGCUGUUGUACAGACUCGGACAUUACGGGAAUUAUUGAUUUGGUUGUUAAGAUUUUUUCCAAAAUGUUCCGGCGAAGAUUUUACAGAUUGUACAAACCUGUGCCUGGGCAAUGUUGGAUCGGUGUAAAAUUACCUUUUCGUCAAAUAUAUUUUAACUGAUGCUUAUGUUUGCUGCUGUUUGUUUAUUGAUGCAAUUAAUAUUACAAAACACGUAAAGCUGUGUAUGAUACGAAGCAGACGUAACUGCUCAACGUUGUACAUAUGUCGGAACAAAAUUACAAAAGUGUGUAUAUAUAUAUAUAUUUUUGGAAAGUGGAACUGCUCAUGUAUUACGUUUUAUUUACAAUAUCACAUUAAUUUACAGUGUUUCAUAUUCAAUUUAUUUAUUUAUACAGCAAAGAAAAUUAAUUUCUUAGCUUCAUCCCUUAUGGAAUAAUUUACGUUUAUUUGUGAUUCUUCCAUAUUAAACAUUAUUAAUCUCAUCGAUGCUAGGACUGACAGAAAUUAUAACUUUCGAUAUUUAUAUUGAGAUUUCUCAGCUUUUAAAUAUUACCUGAUUUUAUAUAAUACACAGUGUACAAUGUACUACCACUACUGCUACAAAAAUUCUCAUACAGUUCUUAUAUAAAAUAUAAUAAAAAUUAUUAACU